Molecule: messenger RNA, 1923 nt
Organism: Nematolebias whitei (Rio pearlfish)
Lineage: Eukaryota; Metazoa; Chordata; Actinopteri; Cyprinodontiformes; Rivulidae
Gene: zc3h12aa
Product: endoribonuclease ZC3H12A
Exons: 5
Biological process (GO): nuclear-transcribed mRNA catabolic process, RNase MRP-dependent; 3'-UTR-mediated mRNA destabilization
Cellular component (GO): nucleus; cytoplasmic ribonucleoprotein granule
Molecular function (GO): RNA endonuclease activity; mRNA binding; metal ion binding
Source: RefSeq, a predicted model, not a curated record
CACAUCGUCAGGAUGGACCCCAGUCAGAGCUCGGACUCAGAAAGUGAGGAGCUCCUGCUCAGAGUAGACUUCUUCAGGAAACUUGGUUACUCAACAACAGAGGUGAAGUCUGCUUUGAAGAAACUGGGCCUCAACACUGACACCAACUCGGUGCUUGGCGAGCUGGUUAGGAACAGAACCAACAUUUCACCCAGCGCUUCUGACUGUGAUGAGAAGAUCUCAAGCCCUAAAGACUCUCUGCUGCCUUCCAGUUGGGAUUUGGGGUCCUGCAAAAUCGCACCACAACUCGGAAGCCUAAAGGGUUCUGACUCGGAUCUGAGGCCUGUUGUUAUCGAUGGCAGCAAUGUUGCCAUGAGCCAUGGCAACAAGGAAGUGUUUUCAUGUCGGGGCAUAGAGCUGGCAGUGGACUUCUUCCUGGACAGAGGUCAUAAAUUCAUUACGGUGUUCGUUCCCUCUUGGCGCAAAGAGCAGCCCAAAGCUGACGCCCCUCUGACAGAUCAACACAUUCUGCUGGAGCUUGAAAAAAGGAAAUUACUGGCCUUCACUCCGUCGCGCCGCGUCGGAGGAAAGCGAGUGGUUUGCUACGAUGACCGCUUCAUCAUCAAGUUGGCGUACGAGUCAGACGGAGUGAUCGUGUCCAAUGACACGUACCGCGAUCUCCAAGGGGAAAGACCCGAGUGGAAGAAAUGCAUCGAGGAGCGGCUCCUCAUGUUCUCGUUUGUGAACGACAAGUUUAUGCCCCCAGAUGAUCCUCUGGGUCGCCAUGGUCCGAACCUCGACAACUUCCUUAGGAAAAAGCCUCUGCCUGUGGAACAGAAGAAGCUUCUCUGUCCAUAUGAUAAAAAGUGCACUUAUGGUGUCAAAUGUAAGUUCUACCACCCUGAGCGAGCAAACCAGUCCUAUUUGUCCUUGGCUGAUGAGCUGAGAGAGAAAGCACAGAUUUCUGCUGUAAAAGAAGAAAAGAAGCAAAGAGUACAGGUCAGGCAGCCUCAGUCUGAUCCUGAGCCUGCUCAUAUUGCUUGUGUCUAUCCUCGAGAUACACAUCUCCCUCAAGAUCAACAGAGCUCCCCACUUCCUGAGCAGAUAAGUGAAAAUAAACUCUUGUACUGGGAGGACUUUAGAAAAAACCCAAACCAUAUGCCAACUAGUGUAACAGGAGGCCAGUGUCAGAAAGAGUUUCCUGGGCUGCACUUGAUGCCAAAUCAUUACUAUGCCAACAUGUCCCACGAGUAUCUGGAUUCUGGCUUUAGUUCCUUUGACAGUCCCUACUCAGAUGUAUCGCAGCCCCUCAGCAGCUCCCACAGAUUCAGGCCCCAGCAUCAGAGCCCUGGCGUCCAACAUGCAUCAAUACCUCUAGAGGAUAAUACCCGUCGGCCUUGUAGGUGCUGUUCUCAUCAGCAGCAUCAUCAUCAUCGUCAUGAAAACGUUGACCGCAAGAGUCAACCCAUCUAUGACGCUUACCUUCCUCACAUGUUCCCACCCAGUGUGCCCCAUCAACACAGCCUUCCUACAAGUCAUUUCCACAAUAAUAGUGCUCCCCAUGUUCAUCAGAAUUACUGGUCGGAUCCCUAUCAGGGUCUGCCCCAAUCCAGGACAAGUAACCUCCCCCCUUUGGUCCAGCCCUCACACUCACACAGCUCCUGCCACUCGUAUAAGGCUCAUCCAUACCAAGCCUGGGCCCAGCAGCAGCCACCACCUUCAGCUGCAUUUGACCCACAAAGAUCAGAAGUGCGCAAGAAACUGCAAGCCAUCUUCAACCCGCAUCAGGUGGAUAGGGUAAUGGAAAUGUUCCCCCAGCUGAUGGAUGCUGAAACGCUGGCUGCAGAGAUCCUUAAACUGAAAGCUCAGCGAGUGAUAUUCUGAUUAUUUUUCUGUCUUCUUCAAUUUAGUAAAAACUCGCGUUUGAGUUAAAUCCCUUUGUCA